AUGGAUAACGAAGAUAAUAAAUCGAAUGAAUCGGUUGACAUCGAGAUUGUGAAAACCGAAGAUAAAGAAAAGUCAUUUCCCCUUUUUGACAACGAUCAUUUUGAAAUAAAUAAAAGUGAUGAAGAAUAUGAUCUCGAAAAUGACAGUGAAAUGGAUAAUCAAGAUGAAGAAGAUGAGGUCAUACCCAAUGAUGAAGCUGAAUUAUCCAGCAACAUUUCAUAUGAUGACAUGAACAGUAAUGAAGAAGAAGAAGAAGAGGAAGAAGAAGAAGAGGGAGAAAUUGAAGAAGAGGGAGAGGGCGAAAACAAAUUAAGAGAUAUGGGGAAAAAAAUGAAAAAUAUUGUUGGGAGAAAAAAAAAAUAUUUAAAUAAAAAAGAAAAUAUAUAUUAUGAUGGUUUAGGUAUAUAUAAAAAUGAUCAAAUGAUGAAUAAUGAUGAUAUAGAAGAUCGAAUAAAAUAUUUAUUAUUAUUAUUGAGUGAUCCAGAAAAAUUAAAUAAUCCAAAUUUAAUAAAAAUAGAAAAACGUGAAAUAAUUAAAGAAAUACUUUAUUAUUAUUCUUAUUAUUAUGAAUAUACAAAGGAAAUGAUAAAAUAUUUAUAUUACUUAUUUGAUAUAAAAGAAUUAUAUUUAUUUUUAGAAAUUAAUAAUAUGCCUAAAGAAAUACAUUUAAGAACUAAUACGUUAAAAAUAACUAGAACAAAUUUAUUAAAAAUAUUAAAAAAUAAAAAUAUAGCAAUACAAGAUGGAUCCAAUUGGAAUAAUGUAGAUAUAACAUUAACAGAUACAAGUUCAAAUGUCGGAUCAUUAAAUGAAUAUUUAUAUGGAUAUUAUAUUAUACAAUCUUCUUCAUCUUUAAUUCCAGUCUUAGAAUUAAAUAUAAAAGAAAACGAAUUAGUAUUAGAUAUGUGCGCAGCGCCUGGAGGAAAAUGCACAUUUAUAUGUACAAUACAAAAAAAUAAAGGAAUAGUAUAUGCUAAUGAUAUUAAUAAAUUGCGAUGUAAAGCUAUAGAAGCACAUGCUGCAAGAAUGGGAAUAAAUAAUUUAAUUAUUACAUCUUUUGAUUCCUUAAAAAUUAACAAAUAUUUUAAAUUUAAAUUUGAUAAAAUAUUAUUAGAUGCCCCUUGUAGUGGUACUGGUGUUGUAAAUAAAAAUAAAAAUGCGAGAAGAAAAACAAUUAAAGAAAUAAGAGAUCUUUCUCAAAAACAAAGAAAAUUAUUAAAUAAUGCCAUUGAUAUGGUUAAAAAUGGAGGUAUUGUUAUAUAUUCAACUUGUAGUAUAACAGUUGAAGAAAAUGAACAAGUUAUUAAUUAUAUUUUAAAAAAGAGAGAUGUGAAUCUUUUACCAAUUGAUAUAAAUAUAGGUGAUCCAGGAAUAAUUCAUUAUAGAAAAAAACAAUUUUCAUCAAAAAUUUCUCUAUGUAAAAGAAUAUAUUUGCAUAAACAUAAUCACGACAAUUUCUUUGUUGCAAAACUUGUGAAACGCUCAAAUGCUAAGUUAGGGCAAAAAGGAGACGAAAAACAAAAUCAUGAAACAAAUAUAAAAUCUGCAAAAGUUAAAAAAAAGAAUAAUAAAAAUGCCAACGAACAGAAUAAGGAUGAUAAUAAUGAAGAAAAAAGGACCCUACAUAAUAACAAAAUGGGGGAAAAAAAUAAACAUCUGAAAAAAAAAAUAAAUAAAGCCUUCGAAAAUAUGGGAAGAGGAGAAAGAGAUACUAGCAAUGAUCAAAAAAAAGUUCUCAAAAAAGGCUUUAGGCAAAAUAAUGAAAAAAAAAAAAAAUUUUUAAAUAAAAAUAAAUUUAAUGGAAAUAAUAAGAGGGGUGGUAAAAACUCCAAAAAAGGGCUUAAGUCACAUUAA
Molecule: messenger RNA, 1854 nt
Organism: Plasmodium berghei ANKA
Lineage: Eukaryota; Apicomplexa; Aconoidasida; Haemosporida; Plasmodiidae
Product: rRNA (cytosine-C(5))-methyltransferase, putative
Exons: 1
Coding region: 1-1854 (617 amino acids)
Biological process (GO): rRNA base methylation; maturation of LSU-rRNA
Cellular component (GO): nucleolus
Molecular function (GO): rRNA (cytosine-C5-)-methyltransferase activity; RNA binding
Source: RefSeq, a predicted model, not a curated record